AUGGGCAAGCAACCAAACCUCUACGCAUUCGCCGACACGGCCGCCCUCGUCGCGUCGCUGCGCACCUACGUAAUCAACGCCCAAAAUGCAGGCAUAGCACGACACGAUUCCUUCAAGGUCGCUGUCUCCGGCGGUUCUCUUCCCAAGGUACUGGCGCAGGCCCUUCUGGCCCCUUCGCGCGGACCUGACGACGUCCUCCGUUUCGACCAGUGGGAGAUCUUCUUCGCCGACGAACGCGCCGUGCCCCUCGACCACGCCGACUCCAACUACGGACUCCUCAAGGCCGAGCUGCUCGACAAGAUCCCCGCCGACCUGGGCACCCCGCGCGUCCACCCCAUCGACACCGCCCACCUCAAUGACACGCAGGAGCUUGCCGACCAGUACGAACAAAUCCUCGUCACCAGCUUCGCCAGCCGCGACAGCGUCCGCCUGCCCAUCUUUGACCUUCUCCUCCUCGGCUGCGGACCUGACGGCCACACCUGCUCCCUAUUCCCCGGGCACGAGCUGCUUCGCGAGACUAGCGCCUGGGUCGCUCCCAUCGAAGACUCCCCGAAGCCGCCUCCCAAGCGCAUCACGCUCACCCUGCCCGUUGUCACCCACGCUGUCAAGGUCGCGUUUGUCGCGACCGGGGCCGGCAAGAAGGACGUCAUGAAACAGAUCUUCGACGAGAGCAAUGGUCUGCCUUGCGCUCUGGUCAACGAGGGUGCCGGCGACCGAUGCAGUUGGUUUGUCGAUAACCCGGCUGUUGAGGGUGUCGCCUUUCCCCGCAGAAGCUUUCUGUGA
Molecule: messenger RNA, 783 nt
Organism: Sodiomyces alkalinus F11
Lineage: Eukaryota; Fungi; Ascomycota; Sordariomycetes; Glomerellales; Plectosphaerellaceae
Product: 6-phosphogluconolactonase
Exons: 1
Coding region: 1-783 (260 amino acids)
Biological process (GO): pentose-phosphate shunt; carbohydrate metabolic process
Molecular function (GO): 6-phosphogluconolactonase activity
Source: RefSeq, a predicted model, not a curated record